Messenger RNA from Epithele typhae, 618 nucleotides. RefSeq lists its product as uncharacterized. The transcript has 3 exons. Bases 1 to 618 code for a protein of 205 amino acids. The record is from RefSeq and is a predicted model, not a curated record. Lineage: Eukaryota; Fungi; Basidiomycota; Agaricomycetes; Polyporales; Epitheliaceae.
AUGACCGCGGGAAACCGCCCUCGUCUGUGCCUGUCCGUAGCGCUCUCGCAACCAUCCGCGCCAUCCGUCAGUCGUCUCCACUUCCCCCACACCGGCUCUGCUUCCCUCGCGGGCCCGCCUUCCGAUGGCCGCCGCGCCGUCCCCGUCCGACCCGCCUACUAUGUCCUCGUCGCCCAGACCAAUGCCCUCAACCCCGUAACAGCGGCGUCCACCACCCUCGGCCACCCCGCCAUAGAGUACCACUACGCCGACGAUUCUCCCGCCGCCCUCUUGCCCCAGUUUCCCGGCGAGCAUGUGCUCGUCCUAGACUAUGAUUCCGCUCGUCCCGGUCCCCCCGCCGUCAAGAGUCUUUCUCAGGAUCUCAUCGUUUCCUCCCUCAAGGUGUCUGACGCCCCAGGCGCUGCCGUCGCAGGCGAGCCCGCCCUGCGGAACAACAAUAUCUAUGUUGUUGAGAUUGCCACCAAACCUGUCGCUGAGAGCGCCAGUCCGUUGCCAGAGGAGGACGACAUGUCUGUGCACACUGUGCUCGCUCGGUUUAAGCAGAGGAACGCUGUUCUGCGCCAUAUACUCGACUACCCGACCGCUGCUACAACCGGCCAAGACCCACCGCCAUCAUAG